UCCCUCGGACACAGCGAAUCACCGAUUAACGAAAAGAGCCGAAGAUGUCAGCUCUGUCAUGUGAUCAGCUCUGUCCAAUCAGAGCUGAUCACAUGGGACAUGUGCACUGAUCAUUGGGGCACUGAUGAUCAGUGUGCCCUGAUUAUCAGUGUAGCCCCAUCAGUACCACCUGUCAGUGUCCAUCAAUGCCACCUGCCUGUGCCCAUCAGUGCCACAUAUCAGUGCCUACCAGUCCACAUCAAUGCCACAUAUCAGUGCCCAUCUGAGCUGCCUUUCAGUGCCACCUAUCAGUGCCAGUCAGUUCCAGUCAGUGCCACCUAUCAGUGCUGCCAAUCAGUGCCAGUUAGUGCAUCCUAUCAGUGCGCAUCAGUGCUGCCUAUCAGUUUCCAUCAGUGCCGCCCAUGAGUGCCGCCUAACAGUGCCAGUCAGUGCCACCUAUCAGUGCCAGUCAGUGCUGCCUGUCAGUGCCAUAUAUGAGUG
Messenger RNA from Staurois parvus, 480 nucleotides. Lineage: Eukaryota; Metazoa; Chordata; Amphibia; Anura; Ranidae. The record is from the annotation of a GenBank genome assembly.